AUGUCUACCAUGGAGUCUCACAAUAGCGGCUUUGAAAAGGGCCGCAUCCUGGAUGGCCGCUUCCUCUCAGUGGCCGCUCUCAACUCGGGGUCAUUCGGCUUGGUCUUCCUCGCCAAAGAUAUCAAGACCCACCAGGAUGUUGCUAUUAAGUGUCUAGCCAAGACGCUCUCUUCAGAUCCUUCAACACCUUUCCCAAUGGAUGAUCGAUUUGAAGAACUCGAAUGCCACCGCCGUUUUGGACGCCACCCUAAUCUGGUCAAUUUGAUCCAUUCAUUCGACACUGAGACUCACAUGUACUUGGUCCUGGAGUACUGCGCCAAUGGUGAUUUAUAUGAGGCCAUCCGUCUCAACCGUGGUCCACUUGAGACUGAGCAUGUACGCGACUUCAUGCUGCAGCUCAUCGAUGCCAUCGAGUACAUGCAUGCCAAGGGCCUCUAUCAUCGCGACAUCAAACCCGAAAACAUCUUGCUGACAUCUGACGGUUCGAUGAAGCUCGGUGAUUUUGGUCUUGCCACGAGUGACAUCUGGUCCCACGAGGCCUGUGUGGGCAGUGAUCGUUAUAUGGCGCCUGAGCAAUAUGAGCCAACUUCUUCAGGUUACUCGCCUGCACAGGCAGACAUCUGGUCCAUUGGUAUUUGCUUGUUGAACAUUCUGUUUUCUCGCAACCCUUUUAUUACUCCCACGCAAUCCGAUGUGCUAUUCUUAGACUACGUCCGUGACCGCCAGUCACUGUUUGACAUAUUCCCCAACAUGUCUCAAGAUACUUAUGAUAUUCUCACCCACUCAUUGGCUCUUGACCCUGAGAGGCGCUCCUUGUCCGAAGUGCGCCAGUGUAUUCUGCGAGCUGUCUCUUUCACCACCGACGAUGAGUCAUUGGAUGAGUUCUGCACUGAGGACCGCGAGGUUGUCGCCGCCAGCGCCAACCGCGAGCCUCUGCGUACUCCUUCCCUCCAGAGCCCUCAGAUCAACCAUGGCGACUCCUUCCCUUGGGCCAAGGCUUUGCAGUCGAGUCCCGCUAUGGCCAAUCGCCAGCUCUCUGCAAUUCCUGAUAACGAGAGCUACACUGAGGAUCUGUUCCCUCCCUCUGAAGUGGCUGGUACCUCAUGGUUCUCAACCCAUGACAAUCUAUCCAUGGCUUCCGUCCUCGAAUCUGCUUUAAGUGAAUCCAUUCGCUCGCUUCACAUCCCUCAGCACAAGCGUGUCAAUCUUCCUCGAUCUGAUCCCGUGCCCAUCACUGGUUCUCUUCCUAGUCAUGCGACGAAGCCUUUACCAUCUUUGUCAAUGGUCUUCGGAAAGGACUCCACCGAUCAGAUCUCCAAGAGCUGGAGCGACCUGUGGGAUGAAGAGGAGGAGUCGGAGAAUGAAGAGAUCGGUCUCCAGCAGCGCCGUGAGCAGAACUCUCGCAGCUGGAGUCAAGAAAGCCAGGAUGCCCACAUGCCGGGUAACAUUUUGGAAAAGCGCGAGCUGGACUCCGCUUCUGACAACCGACCUCACACUCCAGUCACUCAACUGAUCGCCCCCCGCGCCAUUGGAGCUGACUCUUUGGAAGCUGACAGCGAUGCUGGAACUUCUAGCAGCACGCCUCGCCCUAUUCCUCGACAACUCUCGCUCAAGAAAUCCGACGUCGACAAAUGGGCUGAAUUGGGUGACAAGCGACGCAACUGCAAAACCCGUGAACCCUUCGGUCCUCAGCGUGCAGCCCACAAUUGGCGACGCGAUUGGGGCCUUGGCUCUUCUGGGUUUGACCAUGGAUCGCGCCCUAAGCGCGAAUCUCCUCAGAUCGACCGUCGCCGCAAUGUCUUCCUCAAGAAAGACUGGCGUCGUGAACAUGCGGACCUUUCCAAGCUUUCCCCAACUAAGCCUUCCUCCUAUGAUGGCAGUGUUGACGAAGACCUCGACCUUGUGGGUGGAUGGCAUGAUCUCCACCUGUAG
Penicillium angulare is the source of this 1932-nucleotide messenger RNA. Its product is annotated as putative serine/threonine protein kinase. Gene Ontology annotation, cellular component: cytoplasm. Gene Ontology annotation, biological process: peptidyl-serine phosphorylation; autophagy. Gene Ontology annotation, molecular function: protein serine/threonine kinase activity; ATP binding. The record is from RefSeq and is a predicted model, not a curated record. Bases 1 to 1932 code for a protein of 643 amino acids. NCBI's taxonomy places the organism in Eukaryota, Fungi, Ascomycota, Eurotiomycetes, Eurotiales, Aspergillaceae. The transcript has a single exon.